This is a messenger RNA of Diaporthe citri, 1365 nucleotides long. RefSeq lists its product as uncharacterized. Bases 1 to 1365 code for a protein of 454 amino acids. NCBI's taxonomy places the organism in Eukaryota, Fungi, Ascomycota, Sordariomycetes, Diaporthales, Diaporthaceae. The transcript has 3 exons. Gene Ontology annotation, molecular function: transferase activity, transferring alkyl or aryl (other than methyl) groups. Gene Ontology annotation, biological process: alkaloid metabolic process. The record is from RefSeq and is a predicted model, not a curated record.
AUGGGCUCCAUCGCGCUCGAAGAGACAAACUUGGAGCGAGGCGUUAGCGAGCAAUCCGAGUUCCCAUCUUCAGUAGCCGGCAUUGAUGUGUCCAAACUGGAUGACGAUGCGCUCUACUGGUGGCGCACCAGCGGAUUGGACCUGGCCCGCAUGAUGGAGGAGGCUGGGUUUCCCGACAAGACGAAGAAUCAGUUCCUCACGUUCUACAGUUCUGUUAUUUGUCCAUUGCUUAGAGGAAAGCCUCAGCCCGGAUCAAUGCCGACUGCCGUGGGCUGGGAUGGCAAUCCCUUUGAGUACAGCUGGGAAUUUAAAGGCUCCACCAAGAAGUCGAGUGUCCGGUUUGUCUUGGAUCUGAGCGAGGUUCGCCCUCCAAACAAGGACUGCCCCAUGAGUGUGUAUACGGUGGAAGAGGUUCUCAAGGUUCUGAAGGACAAGAGUCCACUUUAUGAUGAUCAUUGGCAUCGUGCGAUUGAGCGGUGGGCAGUGUAUUCAAAUGCAUCGGCCGAGAGGCAAGAACUUUUGAUAUCCGAAGCGGGACAUCGGACGCCUACUAUUCUCGGCUUCGACAUCAACCCCAAGAUCACCGAGAAAGCCCCACAUAUGCUCCCCGUCAUGAUCAAGAGCUACUUUCCACCAUGUUUCGUUGCUGCAGACCGCCGCCUCACGCGUUUCCAGGCCCUUUCCUUGGGCGUGCGCCAGUUGCCCGACAUCGGGUCGCACCCGAAUAUCCUGCUUGGGCUGAAGAUGAUCGAAGAUUUCGUGGCCGACAACCCCAAGUAUGAGUCUCAGGGCCGUGGGCUGUCCACUGAUUUUGUGCCCGCCGGCGACGCCCGCCUCAAGGUGUACUUGCGGUACCUGGGCGACGACUUCGAUGAGAUCUGGGACUAUUACACGCUCGGCGGGCGGAUCCCCAUCGCAGACCUGGACGAGGAUAAGCAGAAGCUGCGGGACAUCAUCCAGCUCUCUCGGGGGAUGUGCUAUCCUGUCCGCAAGAUCCGCGAGGAGAGCGCGGCCGACAAGAAGCGCCGCGCCAUUCUGGGCACGAAACCUUCGUCGCUGUACUUCUCGCUCACGCCUGACAAGCCCUACCCCAUCCCCAAGUUCUACUUCUACCCGGGCUUUCAAGCGCCCAAUGACGAGGCCGUGGCGCAGGGACUUGAUAUCUGGCUGCAAAAAUAUGGAUGGGCCGAUGGCGGGCCCACCAUCGAGGAUCGAACCAGGAACACAUUCACAUACCGGGGCCUUGAUGAGAAGCCGGGUAUCUUCACGUUUAUUGGCUUCGGAAGGAAGGAAGGUCUCGACGACCGUGCGCUGAGUUUGCAAGUAUAUGUGACACCUGAGUUGUAUGAAAACCCGCGUUUCUAG